GGAGAGUCCAUAAAACUUGGGGGACUCUGGGAUACCAGCCUCCCGGUCCCUCCCAGCUCACCCCAAAAUGGGUCCUAGGAACAUCGCUUUCCUGUUCCUUGUAUUCCUUAACACAGGGCGAGGAGAACUCCUUGAUGACUAUGAAAGCACAAAGGGUGCUUGGAUCCAAAGUCAGCUGAGCAAGCAAUAUAAACUGACUGGGGAAGAAGAAUGUGCAAAGAAAUGUGAUGAAGAAACCUCUUUUCAGUGCAGGUCCUUCCAGUUCAACAGUGAAGACCAGCAAUGUGAAACAAUGGCUGAAAACCACAAGACUUCAACAGUCACCAAGAAGAGAGAUGUAAUUUUGUUUGAGAAAAAAAUCUAUCUCUCAGAGUGUAAAAUUGGCAACGGCGAAAGCUACCGAGGAACCAUGGCGAAGACCAGGACUGGUGUCACCUGUCAGAAGUGGAGUGCUGACUCUCCUCACAUGCCUAAGUACUCGCCUAAGCUUUACCCCUCCAAAGGGCUCGAAGAAAACUACUGCAGAAAUCCUGAUCAAGAUCCUCAGGGCCCGUGGUGUUACACGACGGAUCCUGAAAAGAGAUACGAAUACUGUGACAUUCCAGAAUGUGAAGCGGACUGGAGGAGAUACCAGGGCCCGAGAACUCAAAGGCCGAAGCUUUUGCCGAUUUCUGAUUUUUUCCUCCUGCCUUUUCUGCUUCAGCCGUCUCAACCUUUCUCUCUUUCCCUCCCCAUGAACCCAGAGGAGUGCAUGCACUGCAGUGGCGAAAAUUACCAAGGUAAAAUCUCUACCACCAAGUCUGGGUACACAUGUCAAGCCUGGAGUUCUCAGAUGCCGCAUUCUCACGGAUACAUACCUUACAAGUUUCCCUCCAAGAACCUGAGGAAGAACUACUGCCGGAAUCCUGACGGGGAGCCUCGCCCAUGGUGUUUCACCACCAGUGAGAACAAGCGCUGGGAUUUCUGUGACAUUCCCCGUUGCACUACCCCACCGCCGCAGCCCGGCCCGACAUACCAGUGCCUGGUUGGGAAAGGAGACAGCUACAGAGGAAAAAUAGCCGUCACGGCUUCUGGAAAGACCUGUCAGCGCUGGAGCGAGCAGACUCCCCACAGGCAUUCCAGGACCCCGGAAAACUUCCCCUGCAAGGGUCUGGAAGAAAAUUACUGCCGUAACCCAGACGGAGAGUCAGCCCCCUGGUGCUACACCACCGACAGCGAUGUGCGCAUGGAACACUGCAACGUGCCUCUCUGCGGAGCCCAGGUCCCCACAGACCAGCCAGAAGUUUUGCCUGAGGAGACGCCGGUGGUCGAAGAAUGCUUCCAGGGUGAGGGAAAGAAUUACCGCGGAGUGUCUUCCACCACCGUUUCCGGAAGGAAGUGCCAACCCUGGUGGUCUAUGAGGCCUCACUACCACAGUAAGACACCACUACAGUAUCCAGAUGCGGAUCUGAGAAUGAACUACUGCAGAAAUCCAGAUGGAAAUGAUCGCCCCUGGUGCUAUACCACAGAUCCCCAAGUCAGGUGGGAAUACUGUAAUCUGAAGAGGUGUCAGAAUUCCGAGAGUCCAGAGGAUGGGAGCGAAUCCUCCCCACCAGAGCCUUCCACCUACGAGUGUGGAAAACCCAAGGUAGAGCCAAAGAAAUGCGGUGGCAGAAUCGUCGGAGGGUGUGUGGCACAUCCACACUCCUGGCCCUGGCAAAUCAGUCUCAGAAGAAGGUCUUUCUCUUCCUGGCUUCACUUCUGUGGAGGUACGCUGAUUGACCCCAGUUGGGUACUUACUGCUGCUCACUGCUUGCAAAGAUCGCAGAGGCCGUCGUCCUACCAGGUGUAUCUGGGCCUGCACAAGGAAGAUGGAGAGAGUUACACCCAAAAAAUCGACGUAGACAGACUGUUUACGGGACCUAUGCGAGCAGAUAUCGCCUUGCUGAAGCUGAGCAGACCUGCUCAGCUCAGCGAUAAGGUAAUCCCCGCCUGUUUGCCUUCUGAGCAUUUUCCACUGGCAGACAAAACAGUAUGCUACAUUACUGGUUGGGGUGAAACUCAAGGCACUUCUGGAGCUGGUGUGCUAAAGGAAGCGAGCCUGCCAAUAAUUGAGAAUAAGGUGUGCAACAGUCGUUUGUACCUGAGAAAUCGUGUUCAACCUUGGGAGAUUUGUGCCGGCCAUUUUGAAGGAGGUACCGACAGCUGUCAGGGUGAUAGUGGAGGGCCGCUGGUUUGCUUCGACAAAGACAGAUACAUCAUACAAGGAGUCACCUCCUGGGGCAUCGGGUGCGCCCUGCCCAACAGACCCGGGGUUUACGUUCGUGUAGCCUCGUAUCUCUCGUGGAUUCAAAACACAAUGAAAUCGAAUUGAUCGGAUGGCAGAGAGAGAGAGAGAGACAGAGAGGGAGGAAGCACAACGGAUUGGUUCUACCUACGAGCACACAGGAUGACAAUCUAGUGCGCGCUGACGUAAUUUGUGGUGAUCAAGCAAAGAUGCGGGACGUUAUCAGCAGCUUCCAGCGACUAUACCUCAGAUGAUCCAAGGGAGGAAGGCAAUGGGGUCCAUUUGGUUGUGCAACUGUGGCUCUGUUGUAUUUACUGCUGGAUUUUGAUUUGUCGAAAAUGAAUGUUCUUUACUUCCACAUGACCCAAAUCAUCCGUAACGCAUAAUUCGAGAAUAAAAAACAAUCCUUAAAGGCUGA
Ornithorhynchus anatinus (platypus) is the source of this 2684-nucleotide messenger RNA. Its product is annotated as plasminogen. The transcript has 17 exons. Lineage: Eukaryota; Metazoa; Chordata; Mammalia; Monotremata; Ornithorhynchidae. Gene Ontology annotation, biological process: proteolysis. The coding region runs from base 68 to 2353 and encodes 761 amino acids. Gene Ontology annotation, cellular component: extrinsic component of plasma membrane. The record is from RefSeq and is a predicted model, not a curated record. Gene Ontology annotation, molecular function: signaling receptor binding; serine-type endopeptidase activity.